This is a messenger RNA of Saccoglossus kowalevskii, 390 nucleotides long. Its product is annotated as histone H2B, gonadal pseudogene. The record is from RefSeq and is a predicted model, not a curated record. NCBI's taxonomy places the organism in Eukaryota, Metazoa, Hemichordata, Enteropneusta, Harrimaniidae.
UUAUUGAGUAUUUUAUUCGUAAUGCCACCAAAAACUCCAGGUAAAGGUGCGAAGAAAGGCGGCAAGGCCAAGAAGGCCCGUGGUGGUCCGAAGAACAGAAGACGACGCAGAAGAGAAUCCUAUGGUAUUUAUAUAUACAAGGUCUUGAAACAAGUUCACCCAGAUACUGGUAUUUCUUCAAAAGCAAUGUCCAUCAUGAACAGCUUCGUCAACGACGUAUUUGAACGUAUUGCCUCCGAAGCUUCCCGACUGGCCCUAUAUAACAAGCGUAGUACAAUCUCCAGUAGAGAGGUUCAGACCGCUGUUCGUCUCUUGUUGCCCGGUGAGCUUGCCAAGCAUGCUGUCAGCGAAGGCACCAAGGCAGUCACCAAAUAUACAAGCUCUAGAUAA